Lactuca sativa (garden lettuce) is the source of this 861-nucleotide messenger RNA. RefSeq lists its product as uncharacterized. Gene Ontology annotation, molecular function: aspartic-type endopeptidase activity. NCBI's taxonomy places the organism in Eukaryota, Viridiplantae, Streptophyta, Magnoliopsida, Asterales, Asteraceae. Gene Ontology annotation, biological process: proteolysis. The record is from RefSeq and is a predicted model, not a curated record.
AUGGCGGGUGUGACUGUGAUGACACAGGAGGAUUUUGUAUGGAGGUUUGAUCGGGAGUUUGCACCGACCAUAGAGGUGCAACAGCUGGCCGAUUGUCCGAGGUUGUCAGGAGGAGCAGUGGUGGUGCCUGCGCCCGCCACAUUGAGGAUUAUAAAUGGCUGCCAGAGCAAGGCGGAGGCUCCUGCGGUGAAGAGCAGAGUUUUUCAGCUGACCACAGAUAAGGCCCGAGCAGCGCCGGAUGUCUUGACUGAGACCUUUUUGGUCAUUGGAUUGUCGGCUCAUGUUCUUUUUGAUUCGGGGGCUACUCGAUCUUUUGUAUCUCUUGCGCUCAACAAGAAGUUUCGAGACGUUCCGGGGACUUUGGAGUCCCCUCUGGAGGUGGAGAUCGCUAAUGAUCGUACUUUGAGCGUUGCGAGGGUAUUCCGUAAGAGUAUUCAGAACAUGUUCGAUGAGAGGUUUCCUAUUGACUUGGUACUGAUUCCCUUGAAGGGAAUGAAGAUGAUCAUCGGGAUUAACUGGUUGGGGCCCAAUGGGGCCGUAAUUGAUUGUGAGCGACAGUUGGUGAGAGUUCGAACUCCAAGUGGGGGAGAACUAGUCAUUUCUGGUGAGAGAGCUUCACAUGGGCCAACUCUCUAUUCACCAGCGAGGGCUAAGAGGCUUCUUCAACAGGGUUGUUCUGGGUUUCUAGCUUAUGUUUCGGAUUCGAGGGUGGAGACCACGAUAGAGUUGAGCAGGGUACCUAUUGUCCAUGACUUUCCCGAUGUGUUUCCUGAGGAGCUGCCGGGAGUGCCUCUUGAGAGGGAAGUUGAGUUCCGGAUUGAUUUGAUGUCUGGUGUGGCUUCGAUAGUCAAGGCGUCGUAG